AUGGCGACAAAAGUGGUUUACAUUCGAGAAGACGUGGGAGUGGUUGAAAUCGUCGCCUUGAUCCUAUUAGCGCUGGUCGUGGUGUACUGCAUGCUGGGAGGAGGUUACAGCGCUACGGGAUUGCUGCGCGGGUGGAUUGGAAGAAGGACAAUCGCCAGAGCUGCUGCCGCCCAUCGUCGACAACAACUCGAAGCACAAGUACAAGCACAAGCACACGCACAUUCCGCCGCCAGUGCCAGGUCGCACCCGAACCCACGCUCCUUUUCCUCGCACGACGACCGUCUGCGCUCUCGCAACAUGCUCAGUGCUGCCGUCAACAGGCACAACGCCUCGAAUGCUGCCUCCAAGCCCCUCGAGCAGCUUUUCUCUUCUAGCCCUCCAGCGCAGCAGCAAUCCCAAAAGUCUUCCUGGUCUCGCAAAACCUUUGGCAAUACUGCCUCCUUUGACGAUGAACAGAAUCAGCCCGUCGUAUGCGCCGUUCCCGAAGUCACCAACAGCGAGUACUUUGAUGCCGAUGAUUUUGACGAUGACUUCGAUAUCGAUGAUUUGAUUGUCGAAGAGCCGAGGGCCAAGAAGCUUACUCCCAGAACCUCCAAAGACACCAUCUCGUAUCCUACCCUUCCCAAAAUUACCGCUCCGCAACACUCUGCCUUUCAUCCCACUCUGCCAAAACGCCAGGUUCGCGAUUCUGUCGUCACCGAUGAUUCCGGCUACGUCUCUACUGAGCAUACUCAGGAGCAGCCAGUCCAAAAGUUCGAAAGUAGUGCUCCUUUGCCCUGGUCCUCAUCGCCAACCGAACACUUGAACCCCUCGAUCAAUGCUUCCUCACUCAGCCGUUUUGCGUACAACACAAGUAAUGGCCCUGCCGCUCCUCGAAUACAGCCGACGUCUGCUUCUGUGAAGACCGAACCCGCAGCUGCUUCUAAGCGUAGAACAUUACCAUGGCUCAAGCAAGAGACAUCGCAACCAGAACAAGAUCUACAUUCAAUUCCUCCUUCAAAGAGACGCGUUGUCGAUUCGACACCUGUUCAGACAUCCAAGAAGAGCGCUCUUCCCUGGAACACGACCGCAAGUGCUAUCAAGGAGCAGAAGACUAGUCUCCGCGAGAUCAACAAGAAGAAGUCCAAGUUCAACGAGCCCUCCGACGAGGUCAUCCAGAAGGCAAAAGUCAGGAGUCGCAAGAACAUGGUGGCUCGUGUCUUUCUCAGUGACGAACAGCAACACGUCCUUGACUUGAUCUCUGAGAAGAAGAAGGCUGUUUUCUUCACUGGUGCUGCUGGUACUGGUAAAUCCGUCCUUCUACGCGAGAUCAUCGCGACCCUGCGCAAGAAGUAUCUACGCGAGCCCGAUCGUGUCGCUGUCACGGCUUCCACUGGUCUUGCUGCAUGUAACAUUGGUGGUGUUACGUUGCACAGCUUUGCUGGUAUCGGUCUUGGUAAAGAAGAUGUACCAGAGUUAGUCAAGAAAAUCAAACGCAACCAGAAGGCAAAGCACAGAUGGAUGCGCACAAAAGUCUUGGUCGUUGAUGAAAUUUCAAUGGUUGAUGGCGAUCUUUUCGACAAGCUUGAAGCUAUCGCUCGUCAGAUCAGAAACAACGGACGACCUUUCGGCGGUAUCCAGCUCGUCAUCACUGGCGACUUCUUCCAACUGCCUCCAGUACCAGACAGCGGCAAGAUCGCAAAAUUCGCGUUCGAUGCAGCCACAUGGUCGACCAGCAUCGAAUACACAAUUGGACUGCAUCACGUCUUUCGUCAGAAAGAUCCUGUGUUUGCAAACAUGCUCAAUGAGAUGAGAGAGGGACGCAUGAGUGCCGAAAGCAUCAAAACAUUCCACACACUUAGCCGGCCUUUGGAAUCUGAGAGUUCUAUCGACGCCACCGAGCUCUUCCCAACCAGAAAUGAGGUCGAGAAUGCCAACCAGAGCAAAAUGAGUCAGCUUGUUGGCGAGAUCAGGACAUUCGAGGCACGAGAUGGAGGCAGUAUUACUGACAAGACAUUCCGUGACAAGCUACUCGCCAACUGCAUGGCUCCUGAACUUAUCACACUCAAGAAGGGCGCCCAGGUCAUGCUUAUCAAGAAUAUCGAUGAGAGCUUGGUCAACGGUUCUUUGGGAAAGAUCAUCGGUUUCAUGAACGAGACACAGUUCGACUCUUACAAUAAUAAUGAAGAGGCAUUUGUGGCUACACAAGGUGGAACUCUUAAGGACGAAGACGCCAUAGGUGGCCGCGACAAGAAGAAGACAGCCCGUGAACGCAUCAUGGACAACCUGCUUGGUAGCACCUCACAGAUCUGGCCUGUGGUUCGCUUCACUCUUGCAGACGGCACAACCCGAGACUUGCUAUGUCAACGCGAAACCUGGAAGAUCGAGCUGCCAGACGGUGAAGUCCAAGCCUCGCGCGCACAGAUUCCUCUCAUUCUCGCUUGGGCAUUGAGUAUACACAAAGCUCAAGGCCAGACAUUGGACAGAGUGCUGCGCUUCGAUCCACGCAAGGUCGUUGCUCACGAGAAAGUUCGCACAUUCUACUCAAACCUUUCCCGGGUGGAAGGUUUGGAACAGAGCAAGCCCAAGGCUGAAAGAGGCAAGACCACCAGUCGUGGUAACGGUGUCACUGCUAACGAGUAUGAGCGCGGCUUCGCUGAUGGAAAGAUGUAA
This is a messenger RNA of Aureobasidium musti, 2652 nucleotides long. Lineage: Eukaryota; Fungi; Ascomycota; Dothideomycetes; Dothideales; Saccotheciaceae. The record is from the annotation of a GenBank genome assembly.